AUGCCAAAAGAAAAGGCCCAUUUCGAUCCAAAUAAAGAUAAAGGAGAUUUAAUAAGAAAAAUUCUACUUCAUAUUCAAAAAGAAUUUAGAAGAAUCAUUGAAAAUGAAAGUAAGUACGAUCAGCUCUAUAGUUUGUUUGAAAUAGAAUAAUCUAAAGGUGGUAAUAUUAAUGAAGAACUUGACAAAAUUGCUAAUCAAAAACUUACUGAUUCUUUGUAAAGAGGUUGGCAUCUACUAGGUAAAAGGAAAUUCGAAAAUAGAGACCCUAAUAAAAUCACUGAAAAUAAAAAUAAUUAAAAUAAACAGUAGAGUAUUAGUCGUGGCAUUAUUCAUAAUCCUGAAAGUCCAAAGAGAGAUUCUACAGUCAAUUAUGGCGAAAUCGUAGAAGCUUACAUUGUAGAUCAUAAUUUUUAAAAAAGAAGAAUUUACUUUAAAAUUGAAAGACCCCUAUUAUUAACAAAAGAAGAAUAAAUAUAUGCAAGAGAAAUGAAGUUUAAUCAAAAUCGAUCAAUCUCUACAGAUAGUAGCUGUUCAGAUAAUUGA
Stylonychia lemnae is the source of this 543-nucleotide messenger RNA. NCBI's taxonomy places the organism in Eukaryota, Ciliophora, Spirotrichea, Sporadotrichida, Oxytrichidae. The record is from the annotation of a GenBank genome assembly.